Messenger RNA from Pomacea canaliculata, 5231 nucleotides. Its product is annotated as Fanconi anemia group J protein homolog. Gene Ontology annotation, molecular function: hydrolase activity, acting on acid anhydrides, in phosphorus-containing anhydrides; DNA helicase activity; DNA binding. Gene Ontology annotation, cellular component: nucleus. NCBI's taxonomy places the organism in Eukaryota, Metazoa, Mollusca, Gastropoda, Architaenioglossa, Ampullariidae. The record is from RefSeq and is a predicted model, not a curated record. The transcript has 27 exons. The coding region runs from base 175 to 3897 and encodes 1240 amino acids. Gene Ontology annotation, biological process: nucleotide-excision repair; double-strand break repair involved in meiotic recombination.
UCUAACGUUUGUCAGUAAUCGCCUUGAAACAUACACUGAAAGUGAUGAAUACUUACACAUGGACUGAAAUCAGAAUUUUAACAGCGUACUGACUAUAACUGUCACAAAUGCUCCUGUAGAUGUACAUGGCGUAGUGUAUAUAGUGUGUGACGGGGAAUACAGAGAAUAAUCAAUAUGGCCAGUCACAAAGAGUUUAAGAUUGCAGGGCUGUCUGUCCUGUUUCCUUGUAAACCAUACCCAUCCCAGUUCAGCAUGAUGGACAAGAUUAUACAAAGCAUUGAGCGUCAUCAAAACUGUUUGCUGGAGAGCCCAACAGGGAGUGGGAAAACGUUGGCUUUGCUGUGUUCCACCCUUGCCUGGCAAGCAGAGGAAAAAAAACAUCAAGAUAUUUGCUGCUGCAGCUGCCACUGUCAGAAAGAGACCAGCUCCCAUUCAGAUCAAGUUUCAGAAGCAAUCAUGAACAAUAGCAGCUCUGGCAAAGUAGCUGGUAAUCUCACGACUUUGACUAUGUCAGAAUAUAAAUCUGGGGACUGUACAUCAUCAUCUGUGCUUUGUGGCACACCUUCCACCAGCAAAGAAAACUGCAUUGUUAUCAAUGAUGACUCAGAUGAAGAGUUUCGUCCCCUUGCAAAAUUUCGUACCCCAGGGAAAACCAAGCCGUUCAGAAAGAGAGAUUGGAAACAGAUCAGCAUAGAAUAUGAAGAUGACUCGCCUGCAUCCACUAAAAGUCCUGUGGCUGCUGUCAAGAAACCAUCAGUAGAUCCAGAAAGUACAUGCAGUAUAACCAGGUCUGAAGAAAAUGCAGGCUCACAAAGCUGCUCCAGUUGUGCCUGUACCAAAGGAAGCAAUAAAGUAACACCAAGACGGGUUCCCAAAAUUUUUUUUGGCACUCGAACACAUAAGCAAGUGGCACAGAUUGUCCGCGAACUGCGAAAAACAGCAUAUCAUGAUGUCUCAAUGACAAUUUUAGCAAGCCGAGAACACACAUGCAUCAAUCCACAGAUUGCCAGCUCUGUCAACAAAAACGAAGGUUGUAAAGAUCUACUAAAGGAUGUUGGCUGCAGGUUUAAGGACAGGGUGAUGAAGUACCAGUCCCAGCAAGCCAUCAAAUACUUAGGGCUGUCUACAGCAUGGGAUUUGGAAGACUUGGUGAACCUUAUGAAAGCCAAGAAGGCUUGUCCUUACUUCUUGUCACGGGGACUGAAGGAUCAAGCGGACCUCAUCAUUUGUCCCUACAAUUACCUGGUGGACCCUCUCAUUAGAGAAGGUAUGGAAAUUAGUCUGAAAGGGCAGAUUGUGUUGCUGGAUGAGGCUCACAACAUCGAGGAUUCUGCUAGAGAAGCUGCCAGUCAGAGCAUUACGCAAGAACAGAUCCAGAGGGCGCUGCAGGACAUGGACACACUCAUGGACAAUGGUAUACGAAUCGCUGAUAUUUCCAAACUACGCCAAAUGUGUUUCAAGCUUGACAGUUUCAUCAGUAAUAAUGGGUCGUCCCUAACACAUUGCGACUUUGACCAAUCAUAUCGUUUGUGGAGUGGGUUUGACAUCAUUGCUCAGCUCCAGCACGUCGACCUUGGCCCUCAGAAUUUCCAGAAUCUCAAGAGUACACUUGCAUCCAUUAAGGCCGAGGAAACAGAAGAACGUGCCAACCCUGACGGUCAGCAGCGUGCUCUGAGCUCAGCCACUGCAGGCCUCCUGGAGCAGUUGUUUCUUGCCCUGCACUACCUGUACACUGACAACAUGAAAUAUGCAGAGGACUACAGAGUUUCCAUUGUCAAAAAUGUGCGUUAUGCUGCUGUUGACUUGGAUGGCUCUUGGCUGAACUCCAGGAAGAACCACAGAGGAAGGAGGACUCAAGCUGUGGAAGUCUUCACCCUCAACUUCUGGUGCAUGAACCCUGCUGUGGGUUUCUCAGACUUUUCCUGUUGCCGCACUGUGAUCCUGACUAGUGGCACUCUGUCACCAGUGGAUUCCUUUCAGUCAGAGCUUGGCCUGCCUUUCCCCAUCGUGCUGGAGGCAAACCACAUCAUCCGAGAUGAACAGGUUUGGGUUGGAGUGAUAGGUCAAGGUCCUGAUGGCACAUCACUGCAGGCUGUUUACCGCAACAUGGAGACCUUUGGCUUCCAAGACCAGCUGGGUCAGCUGAUAUUAGGCAUCUGUAAGGCUGUGCCGAAGGGAGUGCUCUGCUUCUUGCCCUCAUACAAUGCACUAGACAAGCUGACAAGCCGCUGGAAACAAACUGGAAUAUGGGAACAAUUUCAGCAUCAUAAACAUGUAAUGAGUGAACCUCGUGGUUCAGACAAAGUGGACUUCGACCAGAUUUUGAGAAGUUUCUACAAGACUGUCAGUGAAGAUGAUACAAGUAGCUCUUGUGAUGGUGCUCUGUUCUUUGCGGUCUGCCGAGGCAAAGUCAGUGAAGGGAUGGACUUUGCUGACAACUUUGCUCGAGCUGUGAUUACGGUGGGAAUUCCAUAUCCAAACUUUAAAGAUGUCCAGGUUGAUUUGAAGCGCAAAUACAAUGAUCGGUAUCAGUCUUCACGACGAUUGUUGUCAGGGAAUUUGUGGUAUGAAAUCCAGGCUUUUCGAGCCCUCAACCAGGCUUUGGGAAGAUGUAUCAGACACAGGUGUGACUGGGGUGCCCUCAUUAUUGUGGACGACCGUUUUGUGAAGAACACACAGAAAUAUAGCAGUGGCUUAUCAAAGUGGGUGCGGCAAAAGCUUAAGGUACACCACAGCUGUGACUCUAUGCUGGUGUCUUUGCAGCAGUUCACCCAUGCUCGCUUGGAGCAAGAGCUAAAGGACAGGAUGAAAGAUCCAUCUGCAGUAGUGGACAAAUCUCACAUCAAUGAUUCAGAUUCCAGCUUGUGGGGAGUUGACAGUUCUGCCACUGGAGUUGCUCAGUAUGCUGAGUUAGGCAAUGAAGGCCCUUCUGCAGGUGGAAAGCCCACGUCGAUGCUACAAGUCCUGUCACUGAAUUCUACUACUGUCGCACCAAAAAGUUCAUGGUUUGUAUCUACAGAUGGUAGCCAGAAACAGACGGUGGAAGCCUUUGGCGUGGGCGUGCAAACCAAACUGGCCCAGUCUUGGAGGAGUAAUACUAAGGUUGCAGUAAAUGACCAACUCUCAGCACAAGCUGCUGCUCAGUCUCCCAAGAUACCAGUUAUUCCAGGAGUGAAGUCUUCUUUGAGUUUCACCAUACCCAAGAUGCCAGAAGUGCCUGAAGGGAGAGUUUCUUUGAGUGCGGUGUGUUCUCCAAUGUUAUUUGAAAAUUCAACAUCAUUAACAUCGCCUGAAAAGACAGACACGAGUGAUCUUUCCUUGACUGUGUCACUAGCCUCUGCAGCAGCAGCAGUGAACCAGCAGGAAGUGGUCACAUCUGCAAACACCACUGCUGAUUUGAAGAAAACUAUUGCAACAGCUGCGACCAAGUGCUUGACUGUAAAAUCAGCUUUUGAAUCAUUUGAAGGCAUAAUGACAAAACAUUGCCGUCCUCUAUUUCUUAAAAAAGACACAAAAAUCGGGCUUUCUAAUAUAUCUAAUGCCAGUUGUUCCAGUGAAGUAGCAGUAGGCACCGUGUGCAGUCCAUCAGAAACUUCAAAACAGUUGCUAAAUACAGCUGGAGCUGUAGAAGCCUAUGUGUCAAAGUCGUCAUCUUCGCUUGCAAAAACUGUAAAUUUGAAUGGUGUACGACCAGUGUCUCCCAUGAACACUGAGAACAUCAGGGUGAACAGCAGAUCACAGGUUGCUAAAAGGAGAGCUGGAGAGCUUCAGGAGAACGUUGACAGUGGUGGGGUGGUACGCAGACUAAAGACGCGCAGACGCAGUUCCACCAUAAGAAUAUUGCGAAACACUCAAAAAGACAUUCUAGAUGACAUUACACAAGUAAAUGUUACAUAGGUCAGUGUCACAGUGCAGUUGUUUUGGCAGUAAAGUAAAAUGCAGUGUUUUAUAACAACACAUGAUGCCAUUUAUUUCAAAAUAUUUCAUUAUUCCAAAGGAGAAAAUAGAUUGUAUUCAAGCAUGGAACCCAUAUGUUUAUAGAUCACACAUCAAAAUGAAUUAUUCAGCAUCUGUUGUCUGUUAAAAACAUGAGCUAUCAAAAACACAUGCUUGUGUCAUGAAAGUUAAUUCGCACAAUUAAAAGCAAAAUUUUAUCCAGUAAACAGUGUUGGUCUUUAUGUAAUUCUUUUUUGUGUGGUCAAUGGGAAAUCUGAAUCUUUAGUGCUAGUCACUCCUCAAACUAUUGAUUUAUUGUGUAUGUGGUUAGGUGUCACACUUUUAUAUUUUGUGAGGGUGGGCCUGUGGCACAACGGUUAGCACCUGUCACCUGUACAGUGAAGGUUGUCUGUCCUGGAUUCAGCUCUUGUUUCGGGCACAUUGUUCUUUGCAUGUGGCAUCAGUGUUUAUAGGGUUGGCUGCCUUGCAAAGAUGUAGCCUUAGUUGCUGGCUGGAGUAAAACACCUAUUCUCCCCCCCACCAAUGCUUUGUGUAUGCUGUUUAGGUAUCACACUUCACAGAGAAAAAGCUGUGAUCAGAACAGUCACUAGAGGCAAUUUAUGCCAUGGAUUGUUUUCAUUUUUUCUUCUAUUUGAGAGUGAAUUCAUAUUCUGUUCGAGAAUUCAGGUAAAUUUAGGUGUAUUAAUAAGUGACAAAGAAUGCCCAAUUGUUUAAAUAACAUCAAUGAUAAACGCACAUUUCAUGCAAUAUCUUUUUACUUGAGGGAAAAUUCCAACAUUUUUGCUGAAAGUUUUGAAGCACCUUCACACUCAAAAGAUCUCCCACAAAGCAGUCUUAUAUUUCCAAAUAAUGUAGCAACAGUGAAAAUCAACUUUAGAUGUGUAACUCUCAUCUCUCAAAACUCAAACUUGAGAGUGUUGACUUACAUUCAAGAUUAAAAAAAGUAACGGCUACAUCCUUUAUACAUAUUUCAGUUGUGAGUAAACGUAAAUGCUUCUUGACCUCUGGAUGCCAGAGAUGAGACAAUAAAUCAUAUCAGUUAGCAGUUCAUCUUUUGAGCUCAACACUCGUCGCAGUAAAUAGGACAAAAAUUUCUCAUUUUCUGCAUUUUUGUUGCAUGUCUGCUGACUAGAAACAGCACUAAGACUUUUAAGUGGUGUACAGGUUCAGUACAGACAGAUGAUAGAUAUCACAUCCUUUGUUCUGGGCUCCACCAGUCGUCAAACAAACUACUCAUCAGGGUCAGCUUCAGUCAUUUCUUCAUCUGGAGCACA